Molecule: messenger RNA, 1993 nt
Organism: Cucurbita pepo subsp. pepo (vegetable marrow)
Lineage: Eukaryota; Viridiplantae; Streptophyta; Magnoliopsida; Cucurbitales; Cucurbitaceae
Product: RNI-like superfamily protein
Biological process (GO): SCF-dependent proteasomal ubiquitin-dependent protein catabolic process
Cellular component (GO): SCF ubiquitin ligase complex
Molecular function (GO): protein binding
Source: RefSeq, a predicted model, not a curated record
AAAUUCAAUUAUUAAAAUUCUCUAAUAAUUGGUAGUUGAGGUUUUAAGAAACAUGAACAUGGCAGUUGGCUUCAAUCAUUAAAAUGCUCUCAACUGGCUUUCUUUUUAUCUAAUCAUAUAAUCAUUUGAGAAAAUAAAAAAGCUCACUUUAUAUUUAAAAAAGCAACCAUAUAACCAAAUGUCGAAAAUACCCCCAUCAUCAAAGAAGUUAGCUGUGGUUGGUGAGGGUAGUUAUGUAACUUCCAUUAACAAGAUUAUCUGGAGAUAUCAGCAAUCAAGACUCCUCGGCUUCUUCACUACGAUGUCAAUUACGAGCAAAUUAGGGCUUCUUCUAUUUAGCCCCAAUCUUUAAUCUCUCUCUCUUCACUCUUCCCUUCUUCAAAUUGGCUCUGAAUUUUUCGGAUAUGGCUUCCACUGAUUCGGCAUUGGAACUCGGGUCCGACUCAUCUGGGGUUACCGUCUGUAUCAAUGAUACUCUGACCGAUGACGAGCUCCGAUCCAUACUGGAUAAGAUUGUGAGGGACAAAGACAAGGAGAUUUUUGGGUUAGUUUGCAAGAGAUGGCUUCGAGUUCAGAGCAACGAGAGGAAGAAGCUCUCAGCUCGUGCGGGUCCUCACCUGCUUCGAAAAAUGGCCUCCAGAUUCUCGCGCCUCUUGGAAUUGGAUCUCUCGCAGUCUACUUCUCGGUCUUUUUAUCCGGGUGUUACGGACUCCGAUCUUUCUGUCGUCGCUAAUGGUUUCCAGUACUUGAAAGUCCUCAAUCUUCAAUAUUGCAAAGGCAUCACUGAUUCUGGAAUAGUAGCAAUUGGAAGCAGUCUUUCAAAACUGCAGUCGUUGGACGUGUCCUAUUGCCGAAAGUUGACUGACAGGGGAUUCUCAGCUGUUGCAGAAGGAUGUCACGACCUAAGAAACUUGAAUCUGGCUGGCUGCAAACUGGUUACAGAUGGGCUAUUAAAAACUCUUUCUAAAAACUGCCACGAUUUAGAAGAAUUGGGUCUACAGGGCUGCACAAAUAUAACUGACUCAGGACUAACAGAACUUGUCAAAGGGUGUCAGAAGAUCGAGCUUUUAGAUGUUAAUAAAUGCAGCAAUGUUGGCGACAUUGGCGUAUCCAGUGUCUCGAUGGCUUGUUCAUCCUCUCUCAAGACGUUAAAGUUGUUGGAUUGCUAUAAAAUUAAAGAUGACUCCAUUUUGUCACUGGCUCAGUUCUGCAAUCAUCUUGAGACUCUUAUUAUAGGUGGCUGUAGGGACAUCUCUGAUGAAUCUAUUCAAAAGCUUGCACGAGCAUGUAAAAGUAAUCUCAGAACUUUGCGUAUGGACUGGUGUUUGAACGUAACCGAUUCUUCAUUGAGGUGCAUAUUCACCCAAUGUAGCAAUCUGGAGGCCCUCGACAUUGGUUGCUGUGAGGAAGUGACAGAUGCUGCUUUCCAUACUCUGGGAAGCGAUGGUACUGAGGUGAAUUUGAAGGUUUUGAAGGUUAGUAACUGCCCGAAGGUCACGUUAGCCACGUUAAGUAUUCUCGUUGACAAGUGCAAUUCUCUUGAAUAUCUGGAUGUGAGGUCCUGCCCUCAUAUUACCAAGGCUGGAUGUGAUGAGGCUGGAUUGCAGUUUCCUGAAUCAUGUAAAGUGAACUUUACAGGAAGUUUAUGCGAGCCAGAUCUUUUUCUCUGAGACCCAAUAUCAGCAAAAUCUUGAAACAAUUCAUCCCCCAAAGUCUUUCAGACAGCAUUUUUCGAUUGCUUCAUCGGGUACGCACCACUUCAGUUAGAAAUCCUGUUAAUAAGCAUUCUAAUGUUGUUGUUGGGGGGGAUCAAUAAGCAUUCUAAUGUCAUUUUCGGGGGGGAUUACCAUCGUAAUUUAUAGUGUAGAGUUUGCACGUAGAUCGUGGAUGUAUAUUGCAUUUGCUUAUGUUUCUUCUCUGUUCUUUCAACAUUCAUAUGUUGGAAAUUUGUUAUCUAGUGUGGAUAUGAAUAAUAUUGUUCUUCAUUGUUCUU